Messenger RNA from Empidonax traillii (willow flycatcher), 432 nucleotides. Its product is annotated as cytochrome b-c1 complex subunit 10. Gene Ontology annotation, cellular component: mitochondrial inner membrane. The transcript is spliced from 2 exons. The record is from RefSeq and is a predicted model, not a curated record. Lineage: Eukaryota; Metazoa; Chordata; Aves; Passeriformes; Tyrannidae. The annotation marks the transcript as partial. Gene Ontology annotation, biological process: mitochondrial electron transport, ubiquinol to cytochrome c.
GCAUCUGCCAGACAGUGGAGAAGGAAUGUUGUUCACCUGCACGUGUGUCUGUUCUUCAGGACUCCCACCAUUGUGACAUGGGGUGGGGUGGCCGGAGUUGGGGUGAUCUGGGCCACAGACUGGAAGCUGAUCCUGCAGUACGUUCCCUACAUCGGCGGCAAGUACAAAACUGAAGACUGAGCUUCCCUCUAAUGGAAAUGUCUUGCUGGAGAGAGUGUUUGGAGCCAUCCGUCCACUGAGCCCCUGCUCUGAGGUGACCCUGAAAUGCCCACUGCAGAUCCUGCUGCAGGUUGUGGGGUGUGUGUCUCCCAUGAACAGCUGUGAGCAAAUUUGCCUUCACCCACCACUUCCUCUGACGACUUUCCCAGCAGAUCUUGAACUUAUGGGAAUAAUUUAUAAACCUGAUGUACACAAUAAACCAAGUGAAUGAUA